Molecule: messenger RNA, 3251 nt
Organism: Silurus meridionalis
Lineage: Eukaryota; Metazoa; Chordata; Actinopteri; Siluriformes; Siluridae
Product: sodium- and chloride-dependent creatine transporter 1-like
Exons: 12
Coding region: 1090-2730 (546 amino acids)
Biological process (GO): sodium ion transmembrane transport
Cellular component (GO): membrane
Source: RefSeq, a predicted model, not a curated record
UCCCCCAACAUCCUUCUUGAAAACCCAAGCCACACCUCCUUAUUAAAAACCACCAAACCAUGCCGCCUUUAUUAAUAACACUGAAGCCACACUUCCUUAAUUAGUAGUAAAAACACAGUGCUUGCGGAGCCAGGGGAAACCAAGCAUGACCGGGGCAUGAGUAGAAGAAAAGACCAAGAAGGUAAGCCCACCGGGUGCCCAUCCAGGGCCCGGACCCGGAGAGUCUCCGGUAAUGGCUCCGUCUUCAGGCUCAGUUGACGGGCAAGGUCUAGAUCCAUAAAUUCUGCGUCCGCCCCAGAGUCCACAAAGGCCGCAAGCAAAAAGUCCUGAGUACCGAACGGAUGCGGAUCUUGACUAAGGGUUUGGAAGGGACUGGUAGGAUGCGGCUCGCCAUGGCCCCCUCCGUCAAUGACGAGCCCGCCCUUUUGCUGGACAUGAAGCAGCCAUAUUCUUGGCUUCACCACAAUAGAGACAAAGCCCCUGGGAACGGCGUCUUUCCUUUUCUGAUAGAGACAGGUGCCGAUGUGCAAUUACCAUAGGCUGCUGUGGGGAUGAGGCCGAGCAGGAGUAGUCCGGAGGGGAGUAUGGUGGCAGGCCGGAGGCGUGUGGUAGGCCCGCUCCAGAUGGCGCGUAACACACUGAACGUUGUUCACGUAUUCUUCGGUCAAUUCGAAUGGCCAGGGCGAUCAAGGUAUCCAGACCAGGGGGAAGCUCACGGGCAGCUAGCUCGUCCUUCACCUGGGCUGAGAGUCCCUGAAAGGUGGUGUCAUGUAGAGCGGUGCGAUCCCACCCACUGUCAGUGGCAUCCAUGCGGAAAUCUGCAGCGUACUCAGCCACUGAACGCUCACCCUGCAGCGAGCGUGCGGCAUUCACUGGGUUAUCACUGGGAAAUCCGAAAGUGAAAGUAAACUUUCCACGGGAAAAAAAUGAAGACAGGAAGGUCUCAAAAAAGCUCGGAGCCGAACGAGACAAUCUGGCAGCAAGCGCAAGCAGCCGGCAGCUACUUAUACAGAAACAAGAUGGCGGGCAUGCCGGUGUCGCCGGCUGAAAGAUGGCGCUGAACCGGAAGCGGAUGUCGUGACCGCUGAAAUGUUCGAGCGGCUGGCUGACACAGGCCACACCUCCUUUUUGGAGUUCAGACUCGGCUAUGCCUCCUCGGUUAUCGUGUUCUUCUGCAACACCUACUACAUCAUGGUCCUGGCAUGGGCUUUCUAUUACCUUAUAAAAUCCUUCACCGCUGUACUGCCGUGGUCCACUUGCACAAACUACUGGAACACGGAGAACUGCAUCGAGACCUUCCGCCAUGACGCCUGCAGGAACGGCACCAACUCCAACUACACCUUCAUGAACAAGACCUGCGAGGAGUUAGAGAACGCCACCUCGCCCAUCAUCGAGUUUUGGGAGAACAAGGUGCUGCAUAUCUCUGAAGGUCUGGACAGUCCGGGUCAGAUCAACUGGGAGGUGACUUUGUGUCUGUUGGCCGUCUGGGUGUUGGUUUACUUCUGCGUUUGGAAAGGAGUGAAGUCUACAGGAAAGAUUGUAUAUUUCACUGCCAUGUUCCCCUACCUUGUCCUGCUCAUUCUUCUGGUGAGAGGUGUGACCCUUCCUGGGGCCGAUGAUGGAAUAAUGUACUAUCUCAAGCCUAACUGGUCAAAGAUUCAAGAAGCACAGGUCUGGAUCGAUGCCGGCACUCAAGUGUUCUUUUCUUACGCGAUCGGACUCGGAGCGCUGAGCGCUCUUGGCAGUUAUAACCGAUUCAACAACAACUGCUACAGGGAUACGUUCGUGUUGGCCCUGAUAAACAGCGGUACCAGUUUCUUUGCUGGCUUUGUGGUUUUCUCCAUUCUGGGUUUCAUGGCUGCUGAGCAAGGUGUGGACAUCUCCGAAGUGGCAAAGUCAGGGCCGGGUCUGGCGUUCAUCGCGUAUCCCAAAGCCGUGUCGAUGAUGCCCGUGGCACCGGUCUGGUCCACACUCUUCUUCCUAAUGUUGCUGAUGCUGGGUCUGGACAGUCAGUUUGUUGGAGUUGAAGGCUUCAUCACUGGCAUCCUGGAUCUGCUCCCUUUAAAGUAUAGCAAACGUAAAAUUAUUGUGGCGUCCUGCUGCAUCUUGUGCUUUUUUAUAGAUCUCUCCAUGGUUACACAGGGAGGGAUAUACGUCUUCCAGCUUUUUGAUUAUUAUUCUGCCAGUGGAAUGACCCUGUUGUGGCAGGCAUUCUGGGAAUGCAUUGUUGUGGCUUGGGUUUAUGGUGCUAACAGGUUUAUGGAUGACAUUGCCCGUAUGAUCGGUUACCGGCCUUUCCCUUGGAUGAAGUGGUGCUGGUCGUUUUUUACUCCAUGUGUUUGCAUGGGAAUUUUCAUGUUCUACCUCGUGAACUACAAGCCUCUAACCUACAACAGUGUGUACGUGUACCCGUGGUGGGGAGAGAUGAUCGGAUGGUGUAUGGCUCUCUCCUCCAUGCUCUGCAUCCCCAUUAGUGUCGCCUACAAGCUCAUCAUGGCCAAAGGAUCCUUCCGACAGCGCUGGGAAAGUCUGACCAAACCCGUAUGGGGUGCACAUCACCUGGAAUACAUGGCCCCCGGCACUAACACUCAAAACCUGCUGUCCUCGUCCCCCGGAACCGAAGACAACGAAGUCAUCAUCUUGAAGAGCAGCAUGUUGCCCGCGAGGUUGAAGGGUCCGCGCGAAGCAAAAAUAACGAAGAAAACAACAACAAUCCCGAAGACAAGCUGAUAAUGCUGCUGCUCGAAGCCGUUCUCCAGUUCAGAUUUUACACUCGUUUGUAUUUAAACAAGCAUCGUUUCAAAACAUGUUUCAUUUCAGUUCAAAUUCAAUUCACUUGUAUAGCGAUUUUAACAGUUUUAAAGAAAUGAUACAUUGUUAUUAUUAUUAUUAUUAUUAUAUAAAUUAUUAAUGUAAACGUAUAUAAAAAUGCUCCCUAUGAGUUUCUCUCUAAUGAGAUUUCACUGGAUUCUAAAGGGAACCUAUCAGAUCAACUCUAAUUAUGACCUGAGUGAUGUAGCUGAGGCUGAGGAACUGUCCGAGCCAAGCGUAUGCUUCAGACACUGUAGCACAAAUUAGAUCCCAAAUCUAUCGUCACUUACACGUGCUCGAGACGAGGAGGAUACACACACACACACACACACACACACACACACACACACACACACACACACACACGGAUAUAAACGUACACAAUGAAAUCUACACUUAUAGAAUUGCUGUAGAAACAGCGAUCGGGUCCACUGUAUUUA